This is a messenger RNA of Monodelphis domestica (gray short-tailed opossum), 1805 nucleotides long. It is a transcript of the gene BPIFB3, whose product is annotated as BPI fold containing family B member 3. The record is from RefSeq and is a predicted model, not a curated record. NCBI's taxonomy places the organism in Eukaryota, Metazoa, Chordata, Mammalia, Didelphimorphia, Didelphidae. Gene Ontology annotation, molecular function: lipid binding.
AUGUUCUCCAUCCUCUCUGUGGUCCUUUUCUUUGGGUUGCUGACUCCAUCAAGAGGGCUACUAGAAACAGUUGGAACAGUCGCACGGAUUGAUAAAGAUGAACUGGUGUCAGCCAUCCAGAAUUCCCUAGUGGGUGGUCCCAUCCUACAGAAUGUGCUGGGGACUGUCACAUCCUUGAAUCAAGGUCUACUUGGGUCUGGAGGGCUUCUUGGAGGAGGGGGCAUCCUCAGUUAUGGUGGAGUAGUUGGAAUUGUGGAAGAGGUCUCUGGAUUGAAGAUUGAAGAGAUUGUACUCCCCAAGGUAUCCGUGAAGCUACUGCCAGGAUUUGGAGUGCAGUUAAGUCUGCUGACCAAAGUUGGCCUCCAUGGAUCAGGUCCACUGGGGAGCCUGUUGCAGGUGGCAGCUGAGGUAAAUGUGUCAUCCAGGGUAGCCUUGGGGGUGAGUCCCAAGGGCACACCGAUCCUGAUUGUGAAGAGUUGCAGUACUCUCUUGGGCCACAUCAGUCUGCUAUCUGGGCUGCUGCCAGCCCCACUCUUUGGUGUGGUGGAACAGACACUCUUCAAGGUGCUCCCCAGAUUGCUCUGUCCCAUCAUUGAGAGCGUCCUGGUGGUGGUGAAUGAGCUCCUGGGUGCUGUGCUGUGCCUCGUCCCCAUUGGUGCCCUGGGCACUGUGGAAUUCACACUGGCUACUCUGCCCAUCAUCUCCAACCAGUAUAUCCAGUUGGACAUCAAUCCUCUGGUUAAGAGUGUGGGUGGUGAUCUGAUCGACCUCCCUGAGCCUCCAACGCCCAUCAAGGUGCCUCCAAAGGAGGAUCAUACUUCCCAGGUGACAGUGCCAUUGUAUCUCUUCAACACUGUAUUUGAACUCCUGGAGACCAAUGGGGCCUUGGACAUUGACAUCACACCUGAACUGGUUCCUAGCAACGUGCCCAUGACAACGACAACUUUGGCAGGACUGGCUCCUGAGGCUCUGGGAACUCUGCCGCCGGAUGAAAAUUUGCUGAUCACAUUGAGAGUGAAGAAAGCACCGGCAUUCACGCUGACAAGCGGGAAAGCGUCCAUGACCAUCCCGGCAUCUAUGGAGUUGUUCAUCUACCACCCCCACGGGACUCCCGAGUCCCUUUUGUCACUGAGUUCGGUCCUGACACUGAAUGCUCAGCUAGCUACCUCAGCAACUAAACUACACGUUUCUCUCUCUCUGGAACGAUUCAGUGCUGAACUGGAUUCUUCCUAUGCUGCUAAAUUUGAUGUUUCACAUCUAGAGGAGUGGCUCAGCGACGUCGUGCGGGCAGUUUAUGUGAACAAACUCAAUGUUGUUUUGGAAGUAGGCAUUCCUCUGCCUAAGAUCCUUAACGUCAACUUUGCAAAUGCAGGUCUGGAGAUCAUUGAGAAUGCCAUUGUGUUGACCGUGGUUUCACGAAACUGAGGGGAUGGAGGAAUCUUCAGGGCUUUGAUACUUUCUGAAGAUUCAGGUGAAGCCCUCCAGCCUUCCUGGUUUCCUCUUCUUCCGAUUCUCUUGUGAGCCUUAGAGUAGAUUAAAAAAAAAUCAACCCACACAUUCUGGGCUGGCCCUUCCUGGUUCCGUGAGCCUUCAGCAACAGUGGCCAGUCCAGCUCACUCAGGAUCCUUUCCUAGGAAGGCCUUUUAGGAUAUGGAGAGCAAUCUGGGUCUACCCCUGCACCUGCUCUUAUUUCAAUAAAGGAUUCUACUGUUUCUGCAUUCCCUGGCUGGUAUUUUUUCUCUGACCUUACCCAAUUUGCUUGAUUCUUUUCUUCCCUUUCUGGAAAUCUAGCAAUAGGAUUUGGA